GGGUGAAGCCCCUCUUUGGUCCUGUCCAGCAGCCUCAUCAGAUUGAAGCUGAAAAGAAAACUGACAAGAAGAGCAUGGCAGACUGGGGAUAUGAUGCCAAAAAUGGUCCCGAGCAAUGGAGCAAGACGUAUCCCAUUGCUAAUGGAAAUAAACAAUCUCCUAUUGAUAUCAAAACCAGUGAAGUCAAGCAUGACACUUCUCUGAAACCUCUCAGUGUCUCCUACAAUCCAGCCAAUGCCAAAGAUAUAAUCAAUGUGGGACAUUCUUUCCAUGUAACUUUUGAGGAGAAUACCCAGUCAGUGCUGAAAGGCGGUCCACUGUCUGAAAGUUACAGGCUCAUUCAGUUCCAUUUCCACUGGGGCAGUACCAAUGACUAUGGUUCUGAGCACACCGUGGAUGGAGUCAAAUAUGCUGCUGAGCUUCACUUAGUUCACUGGAACUCUGCCAAGUACUCUAGCUGCAUUGAAGCUUCCUCGAAGCCCGAUGGGCUGGCGAUUCUUGGUGUUUUGAUGAAGGUUGGUCAGGCCAAUCCAAAGCUGCAAAAAAUACUUGAUGCCCUAAGUGCAAUUAAAACCAAGGGCAAACGAGCCCCAUUCCCCAAUUUUGACCCCUCCACUCUCCUUCCUUCAUCCCUGGAUUACUGGACCUAUGAAGGCUCUCUGACUCAUCCCCCUCUUCAUGAAAGUGUACUCUGGUUCAUCUGUAAGGAGAACAUCAGUGUCAGCUCAGAGCAGCUGGCACAGUUCCGCAGCAUUCUUUCCAGUGGGGAAGGUGAGCCUGCUGUCCCCAUACUGCACAACAACCGGCCACCCCAGCCUCUGAAGGGCAGGACCGUGACAGCCUCGUUCUGAUGGGCACAAGAGGUGUUUCCUCCCUCAAAAGCACAGGCUGGCUCCUGACCCAAUCACCGUUAACAUGAUCAUUGCCAAGAAACAAAUGUAAUUCAGUACUAGGGAGACAGCACAGCUGCAACUUAAUCAGUAGAACUU
Molecule: messenger RNA, 989 nt
Organism: Dipodomys spectabilis (banner-tailed kangaroo rat)
Lineage: Eukaryota; Metazoa; Chordata; Mammalia; Rodentia; Heteromyidae
Gene: Ca1
Product: carbonic anhydrase 1
Exons: 8
Coding region: 75-851 (258 amino acids)
Molecular function (GO): carbonate dehydratase activity; zinc ion binding
Source: RefSeq, a predicted model, not a curated record